Messenger RNA from Closterium sp. NIES-65, 2874 nucleotides. NCBI's taxonomy places the organism in Eukaryota, Viridiplantae, Streptophyta, Zygnematophyceae, Desmidiales, Closteriaceae. The record is from the annotation of a GenBank genome assembly.
AUGGAAACCGUAUCACUAAAGCGUAGUGGUCGGAAACCUGGCAGGCUGCAGAACAAGCUCACCUUCUCAUCCCGCUUCAACGACGAAAACGCCUUACCCUACUCCCCAUCUCUCUCGAAACCUUCCCCCACUCUUCUCGCUGACGUCACCACCCCCGCGCUUCCACUUCCCGUGGAAACCGUUACCGGCAGCGAGGAGGUGCAUCCGGUUGGCCUCGCGGCCGUCACGCAAUGGUUUGAUGGCUCCGUCAAGUCGGGCCACCCGCCAACCGGCAGAUCCGGCGUCCGAUCUGCGCUACAGGAUUUUUCCGACAAUUCCUUCUUUUCCUUCCCCUCGGGAAAAUCAGCCGCCAUGUCCGCGUUUGGGAUGAGGAGCGUUAACGAGAACAGCCGUCGGAACACGUCGGUGCCGGCAGCUGCGGUCCCUCCGCAAACCACGCAAUCCUUAGUCGAGAUUUUACCGCCCAACACGCUCAAGGCAACAGAGCUCGUGCCUUCCGUACCUAUCGUGCCGCCCCGUCUCUCCGCGUCCGUCCGUCAGUCCAACUCCGGCGCUCCUCCGUUUCUCGCAAACUACACCAGUUCCUCUGCCGUCGGACUCGGUUCUGCUCCGUCAUCUCGACGGACGUCGUUCGCCGGCAGUGUUGACGGCAGCGUCUCUUCGUCGUCCGCAGCAAUGGUGUUUCCGCCCCCGUCGCGGACCAGCCAGCGGCGGAUCUCCGCCCUGGCGGAAAGCGCGGGGGAUUUUUCCGCCAUGCUGCCGGACGAGAGGGAGUUUCUAGCGGACGUGGCGGAGUUCCAUGGACUCCCCGUCCGCGCGUCGCUGCAGUCUUUGCCGCCUUUGGCGGAAAGCUUUCCGCCACAGGCUCGGCAGCUGCAGAACGGAGCAGGGAGGCGAGUGAGUCUGGCGUGGAUGUCGCUUGAUGGACAGCUGAAGAACGUGGAAGCGUUGACGGAAAACGUCGGAGCUAGCGGCGUGUUGACGGAAGAUGAACAACAAUCAUGGCUGAGCAUCCCGCCUGUCUACCGCGCCUUGAUCCUCACGAUGACGUGGAAGGCGGUCUCGACGGCCAGGACGCAGAUGAAACGCGAGUUUGCGCGGAUCCGCAAGUUGAUCCGCGCAAAGGACGCGGAUGCGCGCUCUUUGCGCAAGAAGCUCGUCGCCUUGCGAUCCCAGCAGCCCAAAUCCGUCGUUUCGUCGCCCGUCGCCAGCCCGUCGUCGGGUGUCGCACGCGUGGCAGAAGGUGGUCCGAGUCCCGCGAAAGCGAGCGGUGAUAAUUCACAGGUGCAGCAGCUACUGCAGGCCAAGGACCUCGAAUUGAAACUGUUGGAGGAACAGUUGAAACGCGUGGAGAUGGAACGAGAUGAGAUGGGUGGGAAAAUGAAACGGGCUGUUGAGGAGAUGCAACGGCUGGAGGAGAAGCUGAAACGCGAGGAGGAACGUGUGGGAAGCAUGGGCGAGGAGAUUAAACGUGGGACAGAGGGAAGCGAGCGAGCGGCGAGGAAGAUGAAACGCAUGGAGGCGGAGAUGAAACGGAUGGCGGAGGAGAUGAAAUGCUCGGAGGGGCGGUGCGCGGAGGUUGAGGCGUCGCGAACCACGACUCAGGAGGCUCUGAACAAUGCCGUUGAAUCGAACUCCGCCCUGAAGGACCUCAUGGCGCUGCAGGCGGCGCACAUCGCGGAGCUCAAAGCCCUCGUUCUCGGUCAGACGGAAGCCAUUCAGGAGCUGACACGUGGCAGCGCGGCAGUGAAUGGCACAGAUGCGGGGAAGCCUGUCCGGGAAGAGGAGGACGAAGAUAAGAAGGAAAAUGAGGCGGAUGAGAAAGCGGAGGAGAAGGCGGAGGAGAAGGCGGAGGAGAAGGCGGAGGAGGCGGCGAAGGGGGGCGAUGCGAGGAGCGCGGGGAUGGAGGAGCUGAUGGCCAUGCUGUCCCACCAGUCCGCGGAAAUCUCCGCGCUCAGCCGCGCCGUGCAGGCGUCUACCUCCGCCCUCCGCCGCACCCCCUCGCCCUCCGCGUCCCCUUCCGCCUCCCCCGAGCCCAACACCCCCCUCACGGCAAAACUCGCCGUAUCCGCAGGGGGAGGGGUAGGGGGAGGCGCAGGCGCAGGCGCACCGGCGGAGCCAGGGCUGUGGCGGAUGGGGCUUCCCCUACUGGGGUCGCCCGUGGGAUUGACGCCCUCUCCCCCGGGCAGGGGGGAGAUGAGGGUGGUUGCGCGGAUCAGGGGGAACGUGUAUGGCGCAGUGCCCAAGUACGGGGGCGCGGGGGCGGAUGGGGCGCGCGCGGGGGAGAAGAUGGGGACGGUAGAGGAGGAAGGGCGGGGAGUGGCGCUCGGUGGUGGUGGCAGUGCUGGUGGCAAGGGUGGUGGUGCUGGUAACAGUGGUAACACUGCGUACAGUGUUAUCAAUGCCAGCUAUGGCGCCGGUGGCGACAGUGCUGUUGGGGGAAGAAGCAGCAGUUGCAGUGUGAAUGGUGCUGCUGCCUUGGGCGGCGGGGCAAGGAAGGUGUCUCUGGGAAUAGGGAGGAAUGGGAGAGGUUCGGCAGUGGUGCCGCUGCUCGCCCUGCCACUUGGCCGAGCCUCUGUUGACCCUGUUGACUGUGCCGAGGCGGCUGGAGCAGGGAAGCAUGGCAGUGAUUGUGCGGAGGAAGGGAAGGAGAAUGCGGAGGUAGAUGAGGGGGAGGGAGAAGAGGAGUAUGAGGAGGUGCAGCAGUUCUUCUCCGCCCCUGCUUCUCCCUUCUCCAUGCCCUCCACCCCCACUGCUGCUGCUGCUGCUGCUGCUGCUGCUUCAGCUGGUGAUGCUGCUUCUGCUGUCGUGGCUUCAACCGUUGAAAGGGUCCACCGCCACUGCAGAGAAGGCUCGGACUGCUGCCAAGCCUAA